Anneissia japonica is the source of this 3200-nucleotide messenger RNA. Its product is annotated as AP-4 complex subunit beta-1-like. The transcript has 18 exons. Gene Ontology annotation, biological process: intracellular protein transport; vesicle-mediated transport. The coding region runs from base 127 to 2475 and encodes 782 amino acids. Lineage: Eukaryota; Metazoa; Echinodermata; Crinoidea; Comatulida; Comatulidae. Gene Ontology annotation, molecular function: clathrin binding. The record is from RefSeq and is a predicted model, not a curated record. Gene Ontology annotation, cellular component: clathrin adaptor complex; membrane coat.
UUCACGGAGAAUGCACCCGGCGUGUUUGUUUUUUAGAAGAUGAUGAUAAUCGUGCUAAAAUAAUUUUAAAUCUUAGAAAUUCAUUAUUAUCUACAUUAUAAAUUAUAGGUCCAUACGAGAUAAAAAAUGAUUAUGACAUCAUUUCCACCUGAUAUUGUAUCUAAAGAUGAUAUUCACAAAUACAAUGAACUUCUCAACGAUCCAGAGGUGACUGCUGAUGCUAAUAAGUUGCGACAGAUACUCCAGAGCUUGUUAGUAGAGAUGACCAGUGGCAUGGACAUUUCUGAAGUGUUUAUGAGCGUCAUUAAGGUAUGCGGUAGCUCUAACAUGGUAAUCAAGAAGCUAGCCUAUCUGUACCUGAGUCAUUAUGCCGAAGAAAAACCAGACCUGGCCCUGUUGGUGGUGAACACACUACUAAAAGAUUGCAAGCAUCCAAAUCCAAUGAUACGAGGCCUAGCUCUGAGGACAUUUUCCUCCUUGAGGGUGCCAGCUUUUUUUGAGUACUCUACACAGGUGUGUCUGGACGGUCUUAAGGAUAAGAGUGCUUACGUAAAGCGAAUUGCAGUGAAUGCGUGUGCCAAACUUCAUAACCAACACCCACAAUUUACUCAGGACAACAACAUUGUUGAUACAUUGUAUGGUAUGAUACGAGAUAAAGAUCCUAUUACAGUUAUCAAUUGUCUUAUGAGUUUAGAAGAGAUACUGAGGAUGGAAGGAGGUGUGGUCAUCAAUAAGAAGAUUGCCUAUUAUCUCUUAAACAGAUUAAAAGAAUUCACAGAAUGGGGUCAGAGCCUCAUUUUCAAUCUUUUGCUGAAAUAUAAGGUCAAAGGUGAAGAUGAGGUCAUAGAUGUGUUAAAUCUAAGUGAUUCAUACUUGAAGCAUCCAAACUCAGGAGUAAGUCUUGCUGCAGUCACGAUGAUGUUACAUUUGACCUCUGGCCUCAGUAUCCGAGACGAUGUGUACAAAAGAGUAAGAGGCCCUUUGUUGAAUGUGCUAACAAGCAGUAGCUCUCAUGAACUUGUGUUUGCCGCCCUCUGUCACAUUCAGUGGAUAUUGGCAAUCUCUCCAACACUUUUUACGAAACAUUAUAAGAAAUUCUACUGCCGGUAUCAAGAGCCAGAGUAUAUAAAAUUCAAGAAGUUAGAUCUGCUACAAAGCCUUAUCACACCUUACAAUCUCCAGGAUAUUGUUGAAGAAAUAAGCGUAUAUUGUAAUGAUGUGUCAUCAGUAUUUGCCACACGUUCUGUGAAGACCAUUGGAUCCAUCGCAAAGAAGCCUUCUUGUACAAGCAUCUGUCUUAAUUAUCUACUGAGCAUGCUCCAGUUACAACUUAGUCAUGUGAUCUCGGAAGUGCUUGCUGGCUUCCAGGAUCUGCUACGUUAUGAGACAAACACAAAAUAUGUGGACAAAGUGAUGGAGCAUCUACCAAGCUGCGCAUCUUUUGUGUCGGACAUUAAAGGAAAGACUGCACUCUUGUGGCUGGUAGGCCACUAUGGAAAGAAUCUGCCUGAUGCCCCAUACUUACUGGAGGACUAUGUUGAGGCGUAUGAUCAGGAACAUUCGUCCCAAGUGAAAGUAGCACUACUCACAGCAACCACUAAACUGUUCUUCUACCGACCUGCAGAAUGCCAGUCUAUGCUGGGAAAGUUAUUGGAUAGUGCUAUAGCAACAGAAGAUGAUAUUGAGGUCAAAGAGAAAGCUAUGUUAUAUUACAGACUAUUACAGGCUGACGUCCAAAAGGCUAAGAAUGUCGUCUGCGCAUCAUUACAACCAAUCCCAGGAAAUUUAGAAUUGUCAAAACUGCAUGAUAUUCCAGAAGGGCAGUUUAACUCACUGUCAUUGCUCUUAGACAAGGAUUCUUUGCAUAGGGUCAAAGAAAGUGCAACAAUUAAUCAAGAAUUGUCACCUGCAAUUAAAAAGAAAGAAAAGUCACCAAUGUCAGAGAGCACUGUUGAGGGAACACUCGUUGAUAUAGCCAGCGACAGUGAAGCAAAAGAAUCAUUUGCAAGUUUAGGUGCAGAUGAAGAAUCUCUGGUUGAUGUAAAUAGCGCCCUCAACGACAAUGAAGCAGACACAGCGAAAGUUGAGGGGGCUCUUGAAGGAAUAACUGAUGUGGAAACUCGUAUUUUCAAGAACAGGAAAGAUGCUGUGAUGACUCCCACAGAAUUUGAAGAAAAAUGGAAUCAAUGGCAAACCAGGGUAGAUGAGGAGUUGCCACUCCUUGAAGGACCAUCAACAGCCGCCAUCCUUGAAGCUAUGUCAUCAAAUUCCAUCAAGACCUUAGCAACAUCUGAUAAUGCUUCCCAACCAUGGAAAGCAUUUUGCUUUAUACAGGAGGAGUCUGGUAGUUUUUAUCUUCUGGAACUCAAUUACCAUCAACAGAAUGAGAUGAUAGCCUACAAGAUUAAAUGUGAAGAUGGCUCAGAAGAAGCAAUUUUUUCCCUAGUAAAGGUGUUAAGAUCCUGCCUCACAUAAGAGUCAACACUGCCUAUCCAGGCCCAACAAAAUGGCAGAAUUUGGCCAAGAUCUGCAAAACAUGCAUUCUUAACCAAUCUAAAUGAUGUCAAUGUUAUAUCUGGAAAUACACUCUCCAGACAGACUGUUAGUAACAUCGACCAUGUUAUUAAAAUUCAGUGGUAGAUUAAUAUUAAUAUUAUGAAGUACAAUAUAUUGACCUUAAUUUGAUUAUACACAUUUCCAAUAAAACCUCAUCUGUUUGAAUAUUACAGAGCUUUUGAUAUGCACGAGUCACUCUUAUCUAUGACUGUCCUCUGUACAACGUAAAUUAGGGCCAAAUUGCGUCCCAGAAUCCUUUGUGUCGUCAUUACGUUGUAGGUUCUACUUCUAGUUGAAUGCUCCCUAUUGGUGUUAAAUCCACAAGAAACUACAUUUAAAAUACAAAGGAGUAUUUUAUAUAUUUCCUUCAACAUCAUUUAUUCACUAAACAUUAAUAUAAAUUAUAUCACAUAAACGAAUCUUUUGUAUAAAAUAUAUACUAACAGACGUAAAUAUAAAUAAAUAUAUGUGCAUAUGACAUUUGAUGACUGACAUUAAAAUCAUCUUCACAGACAAUGCUUUGUUACGAUUACAAUUUAGCCUUAUAUACAUAUACAUAAAAAAGAAUAUCCAACUAUUUGUACAUUGAAACGGACACAUGCAUACUCGAUAAAGAUAUUAAUCUAUAUAUAUAAUGUUGAAAA